AGGUGAUUCUAACCUGUAUUGACUCAGGGGGUUGAAUACUUAUGUAAUCAAGAUAUAUUAGUGUUUUAUUUUUCAUAUUUAUUUUUUUUACAAAUGUUAGAUUUUUUGUGUGUAGAAAAUAAAAACUACAAACAUUUAAAUCCAUUUUCAUCCCACUUUCUAACACAACAAAAUGUAGAAAAAGUGAAGCGGUGUGAAUACUUUCUGAAGGCACUGUAUUUCAAGGGAAUAAACUUAACUUAAGUCUUCCUCCGAGACGAUUGAAUGACAAAUUUUAAGUUUUUAUCAAAAACAACUGUUUUCAGCACCCACUGCAAUUACACACAACAUUGUUCUGUGUAAUUGCGGGCUAUUCUUUGGGUGCUGAAAACAGUAGUUUUUGAUAAAAACUUAAUUUUAUGUGACGUUGGAGCUCCAGCCCGCCCACACAGUCACUGCUCAACUCCAUCGUGAAUCAUGGAGUGGAGUUUAGUUGGCUAGUUAUUGCUUAACCAAGUCAAGAUGUGUUUGCCUUACAGAAACGAGGAUGAAAUCAACAUGAUUAGCACCGAUGGCCUCUCUAAAUGCGAGGCGACCUGGCGCGAGACUGGGAAAAGGCCACAGGCGGAGAUGUUGCACCUUCUGCCCGCUGUCAUUGUCUGGCUUGUGACGGGGACAACCAUCUCCAGUCUUAACAAAUGGAUUUUUGCAGUGUACAACUUCAGGUACCCCUUACUGCUGUCGGCCCUGCACAUGUUGACAGCGAUAGUGGUGGACUAUGGGCUUAUUAAACUGCGAAUGCUCCAGCAAAACGGUGGGGUUGACAACCAGAAGGACCUUACCACCAGCGCCAAAUGCAAGGUGUUUCUAUUGAGCUUGACAUUUUGUGCCAGCAUCGCAUUUGGCAACGUGGGUCUGAACUAUGUCCAGCUGUCAUUUGCCCAAAUGAUCUACACCACCACGCCAAUCUUCACCCUGGCCAUCUCCACUCUGAUCCUGGGCAAGCAACACCACAUCCUCAAAUACACAGCCAUGAUGCCCAUCUGUCUGGGAGCCUCGUUCAGCAUCAUGGGCGAGGUCCAGUACGACCAGACAGGCUGCUUCUUCGUAUUCGCUGCGACAAUGUUGAGAGGUGUCAAAUCCAUCCAGCAAGGUAUCUUGCUCCAGGAAGAGAAAAUCAACUCUGUGUUCCUGCUGUACCUGAUGUCUAUCCCCAGUUUCUGCAUCCUGGCCGUAGCUGCUCUGGCCCUGGAGAACUGGGCCGUGCUGGAGUCUCCAAUGCACUACGACCACAACCUGUGGCUCCUCAUUCUGCUCAGCUGCCUGGGCUCUGUCAUGUACAACCUGGCCAGCUGCUGCGUCAUAACCCUCACCUCCGCCGUCACCCUGCACAUCCUGGGCAACCUGAGUGUGGUGGGCAACCUGCUGCUCUCCCAACUGCUGUUCGGCAACGAGAUGUCAGCGCUCAGCUGUGCCGGUGUGGCUCUUACUCUCUCUGGCAUGCUCAUCUACCAGAACUCUGAGUUCAUCUCCAACUACCUGGAUGCACGGCGAGCUAAAGCCAGGGAGCUCAGCCGAGUGAGGGAGGAGGAUAUUGCAUUCCAACCACCCCCCCAAAACCAGCAGGAGAGGGUAGACGCUGCCGGGAAACGAGAGGACAAGAUGGACUGAGAGAGAGGGGGAGAGAGAGAGAGAUUUCCUGUCCUUAGGGUUAGUUAAGUCAGGUGGUUCUGUGGAGAGGUUUAGGAAAUUGUCUGUGACCUCAUGAUGUCAUAGUUGAUGAUGACGACAUGAGUGACAGAACUUGUUUGGUUGGGUCGUUUUUACCUCUUCACUGUGCCAAUGUAUUUAUUUCAGCCAUGGUCUCAUGGAACAGAAGUCAGCUGACUAAAAAAACAGAUGCCUUUAGAAAAGUGACAGUUGAGUUUGUACUGUUCUAAUACUCAUACAUGCACACAUACUGGUAUGCAUGCAUGAGCACACAAACUAUGUGAUACAUCUCAUGAGAUAUCAUGCACUGUUACUCACACUACACUGUGAAAAUGUUCUCUCUGAGUGAGUGCUCAGUGGGAUGGUUGGGUGGGAAGGACUAGGAACACUGCUCUUAUGGAUGGGCACAAAUACGUUUUAAAAACAUAUGGUAAUGUUACCUAACCUUCCCCUGGUCUCGUAUCAGUGGGAAAGAGGUUUUCUGGCAGCUUUUAUUUGGGGAUCUUAAAAUGGGUGUUCCGCAUUUGUUAUAGUGCUAUAGCUUUUGUCUAGAUGAAGUUUACAAUGGCGUAAACAUUCAAGCUAACAGGUUCAGCAUAUAAUUUCUCCUGGCUGUUUGUAGGCAUGGCGGCCAGUAAGCCACAGUGUUAAUCUACUGCAUAGUGAGGCAUAGAUCUGAGGGGAGCCACCUUGUCCCACUAAACGACCCCUUAUUGCAUUUCUCUUCAUUUCCUCUUAAUAAAAGGAACCUAUUAUAAUAAUUUUAAUAACCUCCUACCUUUACAGCAGUUCUCACUGCAGCAAAUGUCUAUUAUAAGGCCUAUCCACUCUCUAAGGAGUCUCACUCAUCUUUAGCACACUCCAUAAAAAGUGUUUCAUCAUUCUCUCCUUACCGCCACUCAAACAGAAAUGUCUUCUCCACUCAGAGGGUGCCACAUUACAUUUAGUCUUUAUAACUGACCUCUGCUGGACAGUGUUAUUGUAACUCCAUGUGAAUUUUUGAAUAUUUAUGAUGCAAUGGUAUUUCUUUCAUUUA
Molecule: messenger RNA, 2725 nt
Organism: Oncorhynchus mykiss (rainbow trout)
Lineage: Eukaryota; Metazoa; Chordata; Actinopteri; Salmoniformes; Salmonidae
Product: solute carrier family 35 member E4
Source: RefSeq, a predicted model, not a curated record